Molecule: messenger RNA, 702 nt
Organism: Alligator sinensis (Chinese alligator)
Lineage: Eukaryota; Metazoa; Chordata; Crocodylia; Alligatoridae
Product: claudin-17
Exons: 1
Coding region: 1-702 (233 amino acids)
Biological process (GO): cell adhesion; bicellular tight junction assembly
Cellular component (GO): bicellular tight junction; plasma membrane
Molecular function (GO): structural molecule activity
Source: RefSeq, a predicted model, not a curated record
AUGGCUUACUGUGGACUGCAAAUCAUUGGCCUUGUACUUGGAGGCAUUGGCAUGGUUGGGACUUUUACAGCCACACUCUUGCCUCAAUGGAAAGUGUCUGCCUUCAUUGGUGGUAACAUCGUGGUGUUUGAGACAAUGUGGGAAGGGCUAUGGAUGAAUUGCGUCAGUCAACUUAACAUCAAAACUCAGUGCAGAUUCUAUCCCUCUGUCUUGGCACUUCCAGAUGGCUUGGCAGCAGCCAGAGCAUUGAUGUGCAUUGCUGUGGUCUUAUCAAUCAUUGCCUUUGUGACAGCUAUUAUUGGUAUGAAGUGUACUCAAUGUAUUGGGGAUAGUAAGCAAGCCCGGAAGAUCACUCUGCUCACAGCUGGAGUCAUUUUUAUUUUGACAGCCAUUCUCGUUCUGAUACCAGUGUCCUGGACUGCCAAUGGUAUCAUCAGAGACUUCCGCAAUCCGUUCAUCCCUGCACCACGCAAACGAGAACUGGGAGCUGCCCUCUACUUAGGGUGGGUCAGCUCAGCAUUUUUCAUCGCUGGAGGAGCAAUAUACUGCAGCUUUCACUGCUAUGCUAGUGAAUCCAGAAGUCCCAGGUAUCCUACCAUCCAGAAUCCAGAAGUCCCAGGUAUCCUACCAUCUUCCCGCCAUCAUUUGCACAAAACCAAACAUGCAUCAGCAGGGACUCUGAGCAUGAAUUCCUAUGUGUAG